CCGUUCUUGAAUCGCCCCAGUGCAGCUCUCAACCAGCAAAAUGAGCCAAACUCUACUGGAGUACCUUUCCAUUGCCCUUCCAGCAAUACGAGUCGGUCGCACUACACCGUCUCGCAACACCACAAAUCCCCGUUAUGGUGCAGAUGAUAUCAGGAGCGUUGUUGAUUGGACAGAUUUCAACUACUCUACGAUUACUCAACGCUAUGGUACCAUGUUAAAUUCAAAGCGGAUCCGCCGCGAUCCAAUCGAAUCUCCUCCUGCCUCGAUAAACGACGAACCCCACUUCCAUUCCCGGUUCUCAGAGUUGGUUCAGCCUCGUGUUAGACGUGCGCUACGUGCUGGAUUUGAGCAACUCGCACCAGAGCUCCCGGCACGCCGGCUUUCACCAGUUACGUUUGAUGUAGGAAGCUCAGCUGCUCUUAUCGAUCAGUUUCGACCUGAUACUGCAUAUGUCGUAAUCGCAAGCGAAGUCUCGAGCUCUAAUCGAGCACCAGGUGAUCUGAAAGUAUCUUGGAAAUGGCAGUCUUCCUGGAAAAGCUCUUCAGACCCGAUCCAGAAGCGAGAAUAUAAGCAAGCUUUGGCUCAGGUUAAUUUCUACAUGGAUCAGCAUACCGCCAAGUAUGGGUUCAUCCUAACAAACAAGGAGCUUGUUGCUGUCAAGCGGCUAGACAGAAACGGCAGCUUGGCUGUCUCCACAGCGAUCGGGUGGACGACGGGAGGUGCAGGACAGUUAUCUGUGCUUCUUGCGUUAUGGUACAUCGGUAUGCUUGCAGCGGAGGAUGAUGAUUGGGCUUUGAAUGUUUAGAGAAACCUCAAGAUGCAAGUGUUCGUUCAAUGUUGCAUGCAUUUGUUACGUACUUCACAGUCUGUCUUGUAUUGCGAUUUCAUGUUAUCCCUUCUCGUUUAACCAUCGGGACUCGGUCUUAGUUGCAUUACCCGCAGGGUUCUCCGCCAGUGAUGACAAUCCAAAUGUUCCGGAGUAUGAGAUCGUGGACCGUGUUCGAAGCAUGACUGGCAGAUUACGACCUUAAGGCACCAAUAAUACCGUGAGCAGGGUUAUGCUGAACAAGCUGUCAAGGACCAAGCUUCUCACGGUCACUGAUUGACAAAGGUUGAUGCGUAAUGCCACAAUAUCCCCUAUCGCGAACUCGAUAUAGUUUGAUCUAGAACUACAUUUAAAUUACGUCCUGCACGGGGACAAGUGUACG
Molecule: messenger RNA, 1208 nt
Organism: Aspergillus sclerotioniger CBS 115572
Lineage: Eukaryota; Fungi; Ascomycota; Eurotiomycetes; Eurotiales; Aspergillaceae
Exons: 1
Coding region: 41-805 (254 amino acids)
Source: RefSeq, a predicted model, not a curated record